This is a messenger RNA of Penicillium olsonii, 1731 nucleotides long. Lineage: Eukaryota; Fungi; Ascomycota; Eurotiomycetes; Eurotiales; Aspergillaceae. The record is from the annotation of a GenBank genome assembly.
AUGCCGAUCGUGUUACUCCCAUCCGACGAUCCGCUCAUCAGCGCGGCACAAGAUGGACAAAUCGCGACAAUUGAGAAAGCAUUAGAAGAUGGAAAAUACGCAGAUUCACGCGAUCUCUCGAAUGGAAGAACAUUACUGAUAUGGGCAGCAAUGAACGGCCACAAGGCCCUUGUUGAGCUUCUCCUUCAAAGAAAUGCUAGCGUCAAUGCGAAAGAUAUUCAAAAUGGCACAGCACUGUUACAGGCCAUCGCCAAUAAACACAUCGAGAUCAGCCAGGUUCUGUUAGAGGCAGGUGCCCAUGUCGAGGACAGAGAUUAUUGCGGCCACACGCCACUUACUCUUGCCGCUGCGGCCGGGUCGAAUGCCACUGUCAAGUCUUUAUUAGCGGCAGGGGCUGAAAUCGAGGCCAAGGACUGGCGACAGAGUCGGACUGCGUUGUCUUGGGCCGCAGAGCAAGGGCACGAAGAUAUCGUCGAAAUGUUGUUGGAAAGCAAUGCAAUCGUGGACGCGGUGGAUGAACAAAAUCGGACCCCGAUCAUAUGGGCUGCGAUGAAUGGACACGCCAAAGUCGUCAAGCUAUGUCUACGAUGGAACGCCAGCACAGAGAUCAAAGACACGAAAUACGACCGGACGCCAUUUCUAUGGGCCAUCAAGCAAGAACAUGAGGCCGUAAUUCAGGUUCUGAAAGGAAUUUCGCCCCCGGAGAUCGAUUACGGACUACCUUUACACCCUGAGCCACCUUCUUCGGCUCGGCUUGAUGGACUGCAAGAGCUUUUCAGAACCAUCAACCCCGACUUUGACUGGAGGAAGAACGGAGGUGGUGAGCUUCUACUAUGGACCCUUGAAGACGACCGCGAAGAAGACUUCAAGUUCCUCCUUGCACAAGGUGCGAAUAAAAACGCGAAGGACAAGGAUGGGAAAACUGCUCUCGCGAAUGCAGCUUACCACGGCCAAUCGGACGCGGUGAAGCUACUUCUGGAGCAGGGCAUUGAUGCAGAUCCAGUCGACGGCUUCAAUCGAACACCUCUAUCCUGGGCUGCGGAAAUGGGACAUGCCGAGAUCGUCCAACUUCUGCUGGAGAAAAAAGUCAAUCUCGAUACAGUAGAUGACGAUGAAUCGACACCUCUUCUUUGUGCUGCUUCUCAGGGCCAUGAAGUCGUUGUGUCACUGUUAAUAGACGCGGGCGCCGAUCCCUGUGCUGAAGACGGAAACUCGCGUAAUGCACUUUCAUUCGCGGCUGAGAGCGAGAACAUGUCACUGGUUGCCUUACUUCUUGCGAAGGGAGUCUCGCCCGAUGAGGGGUCGGAAUAUUCAGCCCUCAGCGAGGCUGUGAGUGCUAAUAAUCGGGAGCUUGUGCAAAUGCUGCUUGCGCAUGGAGCGGAUCCCUACUCAGAGUCAUAUGGUCAUGUCGAGCUUCCUCCUUUAGUUCUUGCAGCAUGUCAUGGGAAGACGGAGCUGGUAGAGAUAUUUUUGGACAGACCGGCAAAAUCGCCCGAGGUGAAGAAAGAGCAAAUUUGUCGGGCUUUGGUUGAGGCCUCUGACGAGGACAAACAUGAGGUUGUUGAGGUGAUUUUGGAACAAGUUUCUUCACAUGGUAUUCAGAAAGGAGAUAUUGAUGAUAUGGUGCUGGAAUAUGCUCAGCGGAAUGAGGAUGACGACCUUGUUGAUCUGUUACGGCCUUACUUUUCGGACUUUGAGAUGAGCUCUGAAUCUGACUCUGACUCCGAGUGA